Durusdinium trenchii is the source of this 1080-nucleotide messenger RNA. NCBI's taxonomy places the organism in Eukaryota, Dinophyceae, Suessiales, Symbiodiniaceae. The record is from the annotation of a GenBank genome assembly.
AUGGCUGGGCCAGCGCCAUCGCAGGUCCUUGAUGAGUUAGAGGCCAAGGGCAAAAUGCAAAAAGGCAGCUGGCUAAGAGACUGGUUGGACGCUUUGGCCUUUUCCUUGUCUGGCUUGGACUGCACAGGCACCACCUGUGCUGCCAUGGCCUUCACCAUGGAAGAGUUGCAUUGGGAAGGCUCUCGUGGCUUGGCCUAUCCCAAGGGUGGCAUGGGCUCCGUGGUAGAAGCCCUGGUAAAGGCCGUGGAGAAGUUCGGGGGCGAAGUUUGCACCAAGGUCAAGGUCGAGGAGGUUCUCUUAGAGGGGCAGUGUGCUGUGGGUGUUCGCAGCUCCAAAGGCGAGCUGCGAGCUCGGGAGGCGGUGGUGUGCAAUGCCCCGAUUUGGGAUGCGGCCAAGCUGCUGCCUCAGGAUCUGAGCUUAGAUGACAUGAAGCAAGAUUGGCAGGAGACUCCCAUGACGCGCUCCUAUCUCCACUUACACCUGGGUCUAGAUGCGGAAGGUCUCGAUCUAUCACAGCUGGAGGCACACUACACCAGCAUGACCAACUGGAAGGAUGUCACUGCAGAGCAGAACAUGGUGGCGAUCUCAAACCCUGCUUUACUGGAUCCCACGCUAUGCCCUCCGGGAAAGCUGGUUCUUCACCUCUACGGGGCCGGCAACGAGCCAUUUGAGAUCUGGGAGAACCUCAAGGGCGAGGAGUACGAAGCCUUGAAGGCCAAGCGAGCGAAACGCCUGUGGCAAGCUUUGGAGGAAGUGAUCCCUGAUGCCCGGCGACGAGCAGAGGUGGCUUUGGUGGGUAGCCCCCUGACGCAUCGCCGGUUCUUGCGACGCACGGCUGGAACAUAUGGCCCAAAGCCUAUCUUUGGUCGCUUCGGGCCUGGCAAGGUGCCUUUUCGCACAGCAGGUGAUGCUUUGCCCGCUGCCCGGGGCGAGCAUGGCAUUGAACAUUUGCUCCUUUGUGGCGAUUCCACCUUUCCAGGCAUUGGAGUGCCAGCUGCUGUGGUCUCGGGCCUGUCUGCUGCACACACAACCAUGGACGUCUGGGACCACUUGGAUCUUCUGAGCCGUGCUGGCUAUUGA